AUGGAAAACGGACCCGUUGGUCCCGUGGAUGUGGAACUGAACCGUGUCGAAACUUCCCAUCUUGUUAACGAUGUGGUUCAGCACUUCUCUUGGAAGGACCUGACUGUCAAGGUCAAGGAUCGCAAGACCAAGAAACCGCUCUCCAUUCUUGACAAUGCCAACGGUAUUGUACAUGCCGGUGAGCUUCUGGCCAUCAUGGGGCCCAGCGGCUCUGGUAAGACGACUUUGUUGAAUGCCAUUGCUCAUCGCAAGGCUGCUGCUGGAGCAACAACCACUGGGGACAUCAUGGCGAACGGCCAGAAGUUGAAUCUUCAGAAGCUCCGACAGUUGUCUAGUUACGUUGAACAGGAGGACGCUUUGAUUGGAAGUCUUACAGUUCGAGAAACAAUGAAUUUUGCCGCUGGUUUGGCUCUCCCCAGCAACGUCUCUCGCAAGGAAAGACUGCAACGCAUAGACGAUUUGAUCGCCAGUUUCGGUCUCCAGGAGCAAGCCCAUACAAUUGUGGGCACGCCGAUCAAGAAAGGUCUUAGUGGUGGCCAAAAGAAACGUCUGGGAGUUGCAAGCCGCCUCGUAACAGACCCCAAGAUCCUUUUCCUCGACGAGCCGACCAGCGGUUUAGACUCCACCCUCAGUUUUGAAGUCAUAAACUUCAUCAGGACCAUUGCAAAGAGGAACAAGUUGAUUGUCAUUGCUUCGAUCCAUCAACCGUCCACAUCAACUUUCAAGCUCUUCGAUAAGCUUGCCCUGCUAUCCAAGGGAAAGAUGUGCUACUUUGGACCUCUACCAGAGGCGUCUCAAUAUUUUGAUAAGAUCGGCUUCCAAAUGCCUACUGAAAUCAACCCCGCGGAGUUUUACUUGGACCUUAUCAACACCGAUCUUGCCAAAGAGGGAGAUGAGAUCUUCCGCCGCACACGACUCAUAACUGACGCUUGGAAAGAGAGCGCGCACGCUAUACGGCUGGUUGAAGAGAUUGACAGCAACAUCGCGUCCGCAAAAAGUGAUGGUCGCGUCACUGAUAUAAGCACGAUUAAGAUGGACAAACCGAGUGCAUGGAUGCUGCCGUGGGUUCUCCUUCAGCGUUCUUGGAUCAAGGCCUACCGCGACAUCGUCGCUUACGAAAUACGUAUCAUCAUGUACGUUGGAUUGGCGAUUCUUAUGGGGACAGUGUUCCUCCGCCUUAAAACCAGCCAGGAAUACAUCCAGCCGUUCAUCAACGCCAUCUUCUUCGGCUCUGCGUUCAUGUCCUUCAUGGCGGUCGCCUAUGUCCCUGCUUUCCUCGAGGAUCAAGCUACGUUCGCUAAGGAGCGCGCCAACGGACUGGUGGGCCCCUUUUCCUUUUUGAUAUCCAACUUCAUCAUCGGACUACCGUUCCUUUUCCUUAUCGCUUGCCUGUUUUCCAUCAUCGAGUAUUUCAUGAGCAACUUCCGAUUGGAUGCACAUGCGUUCUUCAUGUACACGAUGUGGCUUUUCUUGGACCUUUUGGCUGCUGAAUCACUCGUUGUCCUAGUUUCUGUUGUUUUUCCGGUCUUUGUUGUUGCCCUGGCCAUCGCGGCAUUUGCGAAUGGUCUGUGGAUGUGUGUCGAUGGAUUUUUGGUGCCGAUGAACAUUCUAAAUCCUUUCUGGAAAUACGUGUUCCACUACAUCGACUACCAGGCAUACGUCUUCCAGGGUAUGAUGGUCAACGAGUUCAAGUCUCGCACAUACACUUGCAAUAAAGUGAACGGUGCAUAUCAAUGCUCCUACCCAAGCGAUCUCAACGCUGAGGGUAAGAUUGAUGGCGUCUCGGUUUUGAAAACCUUCAACAUCGCGACGAAUAAGGAAUCGGAAUGGGUCGGAAUAAUGCUCGCAAUCAUCGCAGUUUAUCGACUUCUUAGCUACUUGGUCCUGCGCGUGAGGAAAGACUAA
Verruconis gallopava is the source of this 1905-nucleotide messenger RNA. RefSeq lists its product as uncharacterized. Gene Ontology annotation, molecular function: ABC-type transporter activity; ATP hydrolysis activity; ATP binding. The record is from RefSeq and is a predicted model, not a curated record. Gene Ontology annotation, cellular component: membrane. The coding region runs from base 1 to 1905 and encodes 634 amino acids. Lineage: Eukaryota; Fungi; Ascomycota; Dothideomycetes; Venturiales; Sympoventuriaceae. The transcript is spliced from 3 exons.